AUGAUUGGUAAGACACGCGAAGACUUUCAUGUCGCCAUUGCUGGCGCUGGCAUUGCCGGUUUGGCUUUGGCCAUGGGCCUGCACAGGAAAGGCAUCUCCUUCAGUAUCUAUGAAGCGGCCAAGGAGUACUCAGUCGUUGGUGCCGGCAUUGGCUUUGGACCCAAUGGAAUGCAAGCUCUCGACCUCAUUGAGCCCGGCUUUCGCCCUUUGUACGAGGCCCUCUGCACUACCAACAAAGGCGAAGGGACUGAGCACAUCUUUUUUGAGGGGCAGCUUCUCGAUGAAGGGCUUGGCCACGACCAGCCAUGGUUUGGUGACUCUUCUUGGGGUCAUCAAGACUACGUACGCAAAUCUGCACACCGGAAGGAGUUACUGGAUAUCAUGACCUCCUUCAUCCCCAUUGAGACUGUUCAUUUUAACAAGUCCCUAGAGUCGGUCGAGCAGCACCCUGAUAAGGUCGUUCUCAAAUUCGCCGAUGGCACAACAGCUGAAGCGUCUCUGCUCGCCGGCUCCGACGGCAUCAAGAGUGUCGUUCGGGAGGACGUGCUCGGACCUUCUUUUCCACAAGAGGUAGCACCAGUGUAUGCAGGUAUCUAUGCCUACCGUGCCGUGCUGCCAAUGUCCGAAGUCUAUCCGAUUCUGGGGACGGUGUCUGACAUUGCGAAGAAUUACUUCGGUCAUGAGCGGGGUAUUGUCCAGUAUCGCAUCACACACGGCACCGAAGUCAAUUUUCUUUUCGUGAGGAGAGACCCGAAACCUUGGAUCAUUGAGAAGAAGUCAAUGACGGAGACAACGACACACGAGGCCAUGAUGGCUGAAUUCGAGGGCCAGAAUAUGGACCCUCGCCUGACGCAAAUCCUUGCUAAACAUCGACCUGUCAAGUGGGGCCUCUUCCAUCACUGGUGCACAUCCACUUACUACCGCGGCCGUUCUAUUCUCUUGGGCGACGCUGCCCAUGCCUCUAUGCCUUUCCAAGCUGCUGGUGCCGCACAGGGAGUCGAAGAUGCUCUGGUGCUAACUGAGGUGCUCGCCAAGGUCGCAGAGGCUCAUGCGAACUUCGGCGACACGGACGCGUACAUCAGUGCAGGGCUCGAGGCUUAUGAUGCCGUGCGUCGCCCUCGAGCUCAGCACCAGUUGGAACGAGCUGAUGAAGUCGGACGCAUGCUCACAAGAGUCCAUGAAACCAAUGGCGCAGAUGUAAGCAAGUCGAUCCGCAUGCUCCAGAACGGGUGGUACGAGUGGCUUUGGUUCCACGACCUGCAAGCCGAUGUCGACAAGGCUCUAGCAAGCUUAGAAGAGAAUGUCCAAGUUACAGCCUGA
Molecule: messenger RNA, 1320 nt
Organism: Bipolaris zeicola 26-R-13
Lineage: Eukaryota; Fungi; Ascomycota; Dothideomycetes; Pleosporales; Pleosporaceae
Exons: 5
Coding region: 1-1320 (439 amino acids)
Biological process (GO): secondary metabolite biosynthetic process
Molecular function (GO): FAD binding
Source: RefSeq, a predicted model, not a curated record